AUGCAAGAAUCACAAAGCGAAACUUCAUACAUACACAAGCAGUAUGUUGUAUUGGAUCAAACAUUUGUAGUUUUCGAUUCUGAUCAGCCAAAAAAUGCCAGUCAGAAGUUGAAAUUGAAUCGCCUAGCUGGUGUCGGACCCAUUUAUUGGCGGUUUCAGACAAACGCUCCAACAAGGUACAUUGUGAGCCCAAGUCAUGGAAUCUUGAGUGACGAUGAGCCAGUUGAAGUGACUGUAACAUUAUAUCAGAAUCGUUUUCGCCCAAGACAUGAACUCUUUUUACAAGCAGCUCCAGUUUCUGAAACGGCCGGAUUCGAUCCAAAAACAAUAUUCGAAACGACUGAAACUGCUCAAGUGACAUAUCUGGAUCUUGGAACGACUGUAAUGAAAAUAGAAUCGGCUCUCGAAAAUUCGAAAUCAGCGACAGAUCUUCAUCAAGCUCUCGACGCAUCUGCAUCAGUUGGUGCUGAUCGUGUUGAUCAAUUACAGUCAAUUCUGAAUUUGACCAACUGCGAUACGGAGCAGUUGGUGAACAACAUUCAUCAAGCAAAACAGUUGAAAAUAACUUUGGAUUCUCAAUUGGAAGAGAGAAAACGAUUGGUGGAAGAGUACAAGGCGAGGCUGACAAUGUUGGAAGGAAGCUAUAUGCGAAAGAGUGCUGAAGUUAAUCGCCUCCAAAAUGAGCUACUGAAUCAGCAAAAAGCUCAGGCAAUGAAGGCGUCCGCUUCGCCAAACAACAAAAGUGCUGGAAAUUGUUGUAUUUCGUGA
Messenger RNA from Caenorhabditis remanei, 768 nucleotides. RefSeq lists its product as uncharacterized. NCBI's taxonomy places the organism in Eukaryota, Metazoa, Nematoda, Chromadorea, Rhabditida, Rhabditidae. The record is from RefSeq and is a predicted model, not a curated record. The transcript is spliced from 7 exons. The coding region runs from base 1 to 768 and encodes 255 amino acids.